Messenger RNA from Plasmodium cynomolgi strain B, 1584 nucleotides. Its product is annotated as RNA binding protein. The record is from RefSeq and is a predicted model, not a curated record. Bases 1 to 1584 code for a protein of 527 amino acids. Gene Ontology annotation, biological process: mRNA cis splicing, via spliceosome. The transcript has 2 exons. Lineage: Eukaryota; Apicomplexa; Aconoidasida; Haemosporida; Plasmodiidae. Gene Ontology annotation, cellular component: precatalytic spliceosome. Gene Ontology annotation, molecular function: RNA binding.
AUGGAUAGCCUAUAUGGUGAUUUACCCCCCCCAGUAUCAAAUAACAGCAACCAAGUUGGGAAAAAUAACGACAAAAGUAGCUCCAGUGAAGCAAAAAAGAACAACUAUAUUGAAAUAAAUAAAUUUCUCAUCACGCCAGCCAUUAUCCAAAAGAAAAUUGCAAACAUAAAAAAUGUGAAUAAAGAAAUGGAUAGUGACCAAAAUGACAGGAAAGAUGAGGCCAAGAAAUAUCGCAAGCAUAACCAUAUCAGCGCAGGUGAAGAUAGCUGUGACAGUGACAUAUACACCGAUCUUGAUGUAAUUCCUGCAAAAGUGGAAAAAAUUAAAAACAUCGAAAUUAACAUAAAAAAGGGAAAGUUACAAGACCACAGCAGUGGUAGAAACAACGCAGGUGCAGGGGAACCUACAACCCUUCCUACUGAAUACUUCCAAACCGAGCUGUACGAAAAAUACUUCAUCGCAAACGCGAAUGAAGAUUAUGAUCCGAACAAACCAAACGAUUUGAACAAAAUUAUAAAAGAAAGAAAAAGGAAAAAAAUAAUCAUGCUAGCUGCACAGAAGAAAAAGCUAGAAGAGGAACGACAAUUGGAAGAAACAAACAAAAUGGACAGUAAAAAUGGACAUAAAGAAUAUGAUCGGAAAAAAAAUUAUUAUGGAUAUGACCAACCAAAUGGUGCCACUGCUGCAAGUAAAUUCCCAUUCGAGUCUGAUCAUAACAACAAGAAUUACACAAAUAGUGGAAUGCCACUACUACAUGAUGAGGAGAAAGAACGAAACAGAGGUAGUCUAUAUAACCACUACGACGUAAACGGAAGGAACUUCACUGCGAGGGGAGAAUACACUCCCAGGGAGCGCACAGAAAGGGACAUACCUUCAUAUGACGAUAAAGAAUAUGGAAAGGAAAAAAAAACGAGUGAUAAAUUUUACGAAAAUGUUAAUCGGACCAAACUAUCAGAUCCAAGUAAUGAUGAUUACAAGAAGAAAAACAAAGAAGUAGCAAAUGAUACAGGUGAAGAGGUAGCCGCUCCAGUCAAAAAAGAUUUUGCUACAAGAAUGAUGGAAAAAAUGGGAUGGAAGAAGGGAGAAGGGUUGGGAAAAGACAAGCAAGGUAUUACGGCACCCCUAAUUCUGCAAAAGGUCGACAAGAGAAGUGGUGUAAUUGUACAGGCACCUGAUAUUUUAAAAAAACAUAAAUCCGGUGAUGGUCAGGGCGACAAUAAUGAUGAUGGCAAUUCCUUUUCAAAAUCGAAUGCAAACUUAGGACAUUCUAAUCAUGCUCUAAGUAAUAACACGUCUAGGAUUAUUCGCCUGUCCAAUCUCGUCACCAAAGACGAAGUUGACGACACGCUGAAGGAAGAAAUAGAAGAGGAAGCCUCGAAAUUUGGAAACCUGCUAAACAUAAAUAUUGCCAUUGAUAAAAAUUUAACUGAUGCCCAUGCCGUUAAAAUAUUUUGUGAGUACGAAUCGAAUGAUCAGGCGCAGAAUGCUUUGAACACAUUCAAGGGUAGAACCUUCGCCGGCAGGAAAGUCGAGGCCAUCUUUGCCACCGAGGAGGAGUACCUCUCCUGCGGGAAAGACCCCUAA